GGACUGCUGGAAGAAUACACGAACUGUACGUACAAAAUAACCACCAUUAAUGUCCAACACAACACACACUUGCGACUCUCUUCCCAGGUUCAACUUUGUAGCUUAUGGACUGCGUGUGGCGGUCGGUCCCUUCAGACCAAACUAACAAAGCCGUCCUUUCCCACUACCGGUACCACCACACACGCACACACACACACACACACCCCCUCCCGGGACUAGGACCUUUUCCCAGACGCAGUCUGCUCUUUUCUUGGUCCAUAUUAUCGUCCACCCAUCCCGCUGUCUCUCUCUCGGACCUCCCUCCAUCCCUCCUCUCAUCUUUGACGAUUCCUCCUUCAUCCAUCCGUCCAACCUCGCCUCGCCUCGCCUCACCCCGCCCGGUUGCCGCCGCCUCCGAACUACGAUUACCUUACUCCGUAGUGACAGUGUGUGCUUGCUAUACACUGCUCCUCCUCGACCAACCUUGGCUACAUUCCAAGAAGCUUCCGCCUCUGUUCAUUCUCCCACUCCCCCCUUCUCGCGCGCACACUCCUCUCCCUCCCCUUUUGUCGCAUUCUUGUCCUUGCUUUUCUGAUACCCUGUACCCUCACCCGAAUACCAAGGGGGAUGAGCAAGAAGAAAAGGGACCCUUAAAUCAGUCCACAAUUUGAUCUCCAAGCAAGGAAGGUGGACCACGAGAGGAAAAAAAAAAAAAAAAGAGAUCACACACUCUAGCCUGGUCUGCCUGCCUAGUGAUUCAGCCCAGACAGUCAGUCACCCAGCAAGCCAGCCGAACCCUACGAACCGAAAGUUGGCACCAUUAGUUACAACACUACCG
This is a messenger RNA of Colletotrichum navitas, 817 nucleotides long. RefSeq lists its product as uncharacterized. Bases 105 to 650 code for a protein of 181 amino acids. The record is from RefSeq and is a predicted model, not a curated record. NCBI's taxonomy places the organism in Eukaryota, Fungi, Ascomycota, Sordariomycetes, Glomerellales, Glomerellaceae. The transcript has a single exon.